Molecule: messenger RNA, 1275 nt
Organism: Malassezia restricta
Lineage: Eukaryota; Fungi; Basidiomycota; Malasseziomycetes; Malasseziales; Malasseziaceae
Exons: 1
Coding region: 1-1275 (424 amino acids)
Biological process (GO): nuclear protein quality control by the ubiquitin-proteasome system; proteasome localization
Cellular component (GO): nucleus
Source: RefSeq, a predicted model, not a curated record
AUGUCUCCGACGCCGCUGCUACCGCCACGGCGGCCGCAACACCCGGUGUCAUGGAGGCCCCAAGAUACCCAAACCAUGCUGCCGCAUGGCACGGCGGCACCACCGCCACCACCAAUCCCCUUCAAUACAUCCCGCAGCUUGCACCAUGUGUCUCCAUCUCUCUCUUUUGGAUUUGGAUACACGCCAUCAAUGGUUGAGCAGGCUACCUCUUACGCCUCUGAGGCUGCGAACUCGCCCCUACGCUACCAGACAGACGGAUCAGCUCAUGCAGCAUCGGCUGCCUCUCGUUCCGUGUCCAAGCGCCGACGCAGUUCGUCGGCGUCUGACAUUGCCACCGAUGACGUCGGUAUGGAAUCUGCUGAGGAUGUACCCAAGCGCAAACGCGGUGCGCUUCAUAUGCUUGAUGAUACCGCCUCGCCUUCGACAUCUGCCUCGGCCACCACCUCCUCGGCCAAGCUUCCGUCGCGUGAUUUAGGUCGGAUUCUUGCGGCGUAUGAAAAGCCCGUCAUUCUUUCCCUAGUACUUGAUCUGGCGAAAGAGGAUGAACGCUUAGCUGAGCGCAUAUAUACCCGCUUGCCGACGCCCUCGGUGGAUCAUGCCAUGGCCACGCUGCAGACCUUGGAGGCACGCGUUCGUGCAGCUAUACCCACGUCCGCAUCGGCUGUCGCACAAGUGCGUGAUCAGUAUAUCUGGAGUCGGGUACGCACAGUGCUUGCCGAGCUCGUCUCGGAACUUGCGUGUCUUAUCCCGCUCUUCUCCAUGACACCUCGUUCGGAGACGAGUGAGGCUGUACACCCCAGUACUGCAUUCACUUUUCUUCAUGCUGCUACAAGCUGUGCGCUGCGAGUUGUACGCAUGCUACCUGCUGAUACCGUUUCCUUGUUUAAGCACGUCAACGGGGGGACGUUGCUCAGGUCCUUCCAGCAAAGUUUGACGCCCGUGCCGGAUGCACGCGAACCAUUUGCGUCCACCAUUUUCCCGAUGUUGCUACGUGAAUGGCAGGCUUGGCUCCAUGCCAUUGAUGCGGCUGUGAAUCAGCAUGCGCGCAUUUUUGGCCAAGAUGCGAUUCUUGCAUGGGAGCGUGGCUUGGCGUCUUUGGGCACGGGAGCCGUUUCAUCGCGUGGCGCGAACGAGCAUGCCAUGCGUGCCAUGAUGGACGAUACUGCGGCGCAAAUGCACACAUGCAUCGGGUGGCUUGUUCAGCCUGCACACCGUACGUCAUGGCUCGCGACUUCGAAUGGAUGCAGCAGCGCUAUGGACGAGGGCGACGAGUAG